Messenger RNA from Panonychus citri (citrus red mite), 2435 nucleotides. It is a transcript of the gene Oat, whose product is annotated as ornithine aminotransferase, mitochondrial-like. The transcript has 2 exons. Gene Ontology annotation, cellular component: cytoplasm. Gene Ontology annotation, molecular function: identical protein binding; L-ornithine transaminase activity; pyridoxal phosphate binding. The record is from RefSeq and is a predicted model, not a curated record. The coding region runs from base 633 to 1961 and encodes 442 amino acids. Lineage: Eukaryota; Metazoa; Arthropoda; Arachnida; Trombidiformes; Tetranychidae.
AUUUUCCAUCUCAUGGGUUGGGUUAAAUUGAUUAUCAGCUGUGAAUAUGAAGCCGUGUGAUUAUCAAGUCAAUUGUUUUAUCUUGUGGAAGACUAAAGCUAAUUAAUUAAUUGUAAUUGUAAUUGUAAUUGUGAUUUCUAUUUUCCCCUCUACAUUAAUUAGUGAUUUAAUUUGCACUCAUUAAAGAAACCAGACAAUAGAAAAGUGAUAAUUCCCAAAGAACAUGGAAAAUUCUGAUUAAUUUUCUUGUUCCAUUCAAUCACUAAGCCUUUUCAACGUUUCUAUUUUUGCUUCUUGUUCCCUUUUUCACUGUGGUGUUAUUUUUGUUUGUCUAAUCAUUAAUUGUUAUCAUCACAAUUAACUGAUAUCAUCUAUUUCCAUUAAUUAUCUUCAUUUAUCAUCUACAUCAUCAUCAUCAUCGUUAUUUGCUUACAUUUGAAUAGAAUCUUUGCUUUUUAUUGUUAAUCGUCAUUCUCUUAUUUUCCAUCGUUUAACUUGUAACUUUUUCUAUAUUUUUCACUUUUUCUUUUAAUUUAAUUUCUAUUCUUUGUUAAUCAACAUAAACAGUUGUAUACUACAAGUUAAUUAUCUAAUUGUUUCAUUAGUUGGAGUAAUUUAAUAGACUAAUCAUCAUGUUCAACAGGGUAUUACGUUUGUCACAAUCGUCUAGAAAUCAAUUGACAACAUGGUUAUCGAAAGGUAAUUUGUCCAGUAGCAGUAAUAGUCGAGUACCUUUAUUGGAACCAGCGACAACAACCCAACAGGUAAUCGCUCGAGAGGAUAAAUAUGGUGCUCACAAUUAUCACCCACUUCCGGUUGCUAUUGAUCGUGGAUCUGGUGUUUUUGUUUGGGACAUUGAGGGUAGAAAAUAUUAUGAUUUUCUAUCGGCUUAUUCGUCACUUAAUCAAGGCCAUUGUCAUCCAAGAAUCUUGAAAGCGUUUCAAGAACAAGCCGGUAAAUUAACGCUUACAUCAAGAGCGUUUUAUAAUACAUCUUUAGGUGAAUUUGAAGAGUUUGUUACUAAACUGUUUGGAUACGAUAAGGUUUUACCAAUGAACGGAGGAGUUGACGCUUGUGAAACGGCCUGUAAAUUAGCCCGACGUUGGGGUUAUGAUGUAAAAGGUGUACCAACUAAUGAGGCGCGAAUACUGUUUGUCCAGAAUAAUUUUUGGGGACGAACCUUGGCCGCCAUUUCUUCAUCAACUGACCCUUCUAGUUACGCUGGUUUCGGACCUUACAUGCCCAAUUUUGAUACUGUUCCUUAUGACGAUUUACCCGCACUUGAAAGAUGGCUUUCAACCCAUAAAGAGACGGCAGUUGCCUUUAUGGUUGAGCCCAUUCAAGGUGAGGCCGGAGUUGUAGUUCCCUCCGAUGGUUAUCUUAAAGGAGCCCGAGAUCUGUGUACCAAAUACAAUGUCCUACUAAUCUGUGAUGAAAUUCAAACGGGACUUGGCCGAACGGGUAAAAUGUUAGCCGUUGACUACGAAGGAAUCAAACCAGACAUAAUCACCUUAGGAAAAGCACUUUCUGGUGGCUUUUAUCCCGUUUCCGCUGUUCUGGCCAAUGAUCCCGUUAUGUUAGUCAUUAAACCCGGUGAACAUGGUUCCACCUACGGAGGUAAUCCCUUAGCCGCCAAAAUUUCAAUCGAAGCCCUCAAGGUAAUACUCGAAGAGGGUUUAAUUGACAAUGCUUUCGCCAUGGGUAAUCUGUUACGUGAUGAACUUUCCAAGUUGGACAAUCGAGUCGUUAAAAUGGUUCGUGGUCGCGGCCUACUCAAUGCAAUUAUAAUCGAUUCCAAAUACGAUUCUUGGGAUUUGUGUUUAAAACUUAAGGAAAACGGCCUAUUAGCUAAACCGACUCAUGGUGAUAAAAUCCGUUUGGCUCCACCUUUAACUAUUAAUCAAGAGCAAAUUGUUGAUUGUUGUAACAUCAUUAAGAAAACAAUUGAAGCCUUACCAUGAAAAUUUAAUCAAUUUCAAUCAGUCAACUUUAAAUUGUUUUAAAAGCUCAAAGUGCAUUAAUCAAAAAUCCUAACAACAAUCAGCAACUUCGGUCUCUUGAUUCAAUAGACAAUCCAAAUACUAACCUUAAUCUGAUUACUUGAUUUUGUUGCUCUUUCUUCAAUAACGAUUGAUAAUAAUUGUUAGAUUCACUGUUUCGAUCCAACAAAUCAUUUUAAUUAUCUUCUCUUAUCCAAAUUAAUUUGAAUGAUUACCAAUCCAAGCCGAUAAUAAUGUUACAAAUGACAACAACAAAUCUAUUGUAUUUUGUUACCUGAUCACAAUCUAAUUGUUGUAUAACAAUUAACGAUUGUGGUUAAUUUAUUAUUAUUUUUGGUAAUCAGCUCAUUCGACAAUGAUCUUAAUUGUAAUCAACACCUAAAGAUUGAUGAUUUUAUUGAAAUAAAAACAGUAAAAUUAAAUUUAAACAAAUGA